Carassius gibelio (silver crucian carp) is the source of this 1331-nucleotide messenger RNA. RefSeq lists its product as uncharacterized. Bases 268 to 900 code for a protein of 210 amino acids. NCBI's taxonomy places the organism in Eukaryota, Metazoa, Chordata, Actinopteri, Cypriniformes, Cyprinidae. The record is from RefSeq and is a predicted model, not a curated record. The transcript is spliced from 7 exons.
GUUGUUAUAGCAAUAAAAGACGUCCUCAGCUGCCAGCUUUUGUUUUUGCAAUAAAAAAGCCCUUGUCAACUUUUUCUUUUCAAAUAAAAUGCCAGCUGUGAACAUGCCCUUACAUCAUUUGCUUACCAGUGGAUCCUCUGCAGUGAAUGGUUUAGGACAUUCCUCAUUAUACGAAUGACAAGGACUGCACUUUAACACAGGAAAUAUAAAGGAAGUCAAACUGAGCUAGUGCACACUGUGUUAGUAAGGACCAUCGUUUGAUGCACAAUGAAGCUCCUUUCACAUGUCCUUUUGCUGGUUCUAAUGUUAGCUUCACAGAAAUGUCAGGAAUCAGAAGAUUUUACUGAUUAUAUACUUCAAGACUAUGGAGAUUUGGAUACAUUUCUAAUCACUGAUGACUACACCGAGGAGUAUGAAAGUCCAGAUGUUCCAGAGCCCAACAUCACAGUGUACCAACAGAUGGAGGAUGGAGAGAAAGUGGUCGUACUGUGCGAGUUUACCCAAAUGUUUCAAUGGAGAUUCAGAAUUCAGUCAUAUGAGUUGUUUGUAGAGAGCGAACUGAACUACACCAUAGAACUACUGAAAUGCUCUUCUUUAAAUUCUUCAGAAAUAUGUGUGUUUCUGGUCACAGUGAGUCCACCGGCUUCAUUCACCUGUGUGGAUGAGUUUAAGUCAGGUUUAGAUGUCAGGAACCUGCGCAGCCAGACCUACAAUUACAACAGAUCAGUCUUUGAUCAUCACGAGGAAGGACUAUCUUUAUCCUACAUCUGCUUUUCCUCUUUCAUUGCUGUUGGUCUGUUCAUCAUGACUGCAGCAGUGAUUGUGACCCACAUAAGGAGCAAAACUAAAGACUCCAUCAACCCCACAGCAGUUACAAACAAUGACUAUGAGGAAACAUAACCACUUUCAGAAAAGAAUAGUACAAGCCUGAAGAAAAACAAAACAGUAUAAAAAUUAUAUAUGAAUUAAAAAACUAUUCCUUGCAAUUCCUGAUUUUUUUAUUUUAUUUAGAAUUUAUGAAAUAUAUUAAAAGCACUAUUUUAUAAAAAUUUCAUUUGUAAAGGGUUUUAAAAAAAUACAUUUUACAAGAUUUUGCUUAUGCUGUAACAUCCCUCAUUUGUUGGUAUUUUUGGAUACAAAUCUUUGUUAUAUAAAAAUAACUGCUUCCCUUUCUGCUGUAGCUUUGAAUUGUCUAAAUUCAGCAAGGGGCAGAAGCUGAUGUAUAUAACAAAUAUGUUUUUAUAAGAAAAUAAAAGUGAAUACUUGCAUGUAUUAAUGUGAUCUGUGCUUUUUUCUCAUCUUGAAUAAUAAAAAUUAAAUAAAGCAGUAUU